AAACACUCACCACAAACACUUGCCACACACACACUCUGUCGGCUUCAUCACGUACUACCGCCCUCUCCCGUCACCUUCUCCGCGCUUCAGCCGACACCUUCGACCUCACUCACCGCCGCCCUCGCACGACCCCUCCACCGCUAGACACAACUAGGCUGCAAUAGCGACCAUGGCGAACGACGAAUAUGAUUUUCUCUUCAAGGUGGUGCUCAUAGGAGACUCGGGCGUCGGAAAGUCCAACUUGCUCUCUCGAUUCACACGCAAUGAGUUCAACCUCGAUAGCAAGUCCACUAUCGGCGUCGAAUUUGCGACCCGAUCUAUCCAGGUCGACAAUAAGACCAUUAAGGCUCAGAUUUGGGACACCGCCGGCCAGGAGCGUUACCGCGCCAUCACUUCAGCCUACUACCGUGGAGCUGUGGGCGCCCUGCUCUGUUACGAUCUCACCAAAAGCCAGACUUUCGACAACGUGACCCGGUGGUUGAAGGAGCUGCGAGAUCAUGCUGAUACAAACAUUGUGAUUAUGCUUGUGGGAAACAAGAGCGAUUUGAGGCACCUUCGGGCUGUGCCUACAGAUGAUGCGAAGGCAUUCGCUGCAGAGAACGGAUUGUCUUUCAUCGAGACUUCUGCCCUUGAUGCGAGCAACGUCGAGCUUGCCUUCCAGCAAGAAUUGACCGAGAUUUACCGAAUUGUGUCUUCAAAGGCCCUCGACAACGAUGCAGGCAGUGCUGGUGCGCCUGGACAGGGCACAUCGAUACCACUAUCGUCUAGCAACCCACCGGGAGGUGACGCCAAGAAAGGACAAUGCUGCUAGACGGCACAUUCCAUUCUCGAUACCCGGUUAUUUAGGGAAGCUGCAGUAGGUGUUGGUCGGGCGAAUUGGUACGAAGCAUGGGUUGACUGCGUGGCCUAUGGGCUGGCUCCGAUAUCCGCGAUAGGAGUUCCAGGCGUUUAUAGGUAACGAUUCUUGUCGUCCAUUGCCGGAAAGAUAUGAGAGACUCUACGCAUGACAACAAUAACUUAAUGAUCAUUGAAACGCAUUCGACGAGAUGCGCAGGCUGUACUCAGAUAUGUGGUCACUCAGAACUGACAUUGUUUGGCAACAAGCUCCGAUUGACUUCAGGGACGACCGAGUAUACACGAC
Messenger RNA from Sphaerulina musiva SO2202, 1141 nucleotides. Its product is annotated as ras GTPase Rab11. Gene Ontology annotation, molecular function: GTP binding; GTPase activity. Gene Ontology annotation, cellular component: recycling endosome. The record is from RefSeq and is a predicted model, not a curated record. The transcript is spliced from 4 exons. Bases 170 to 811 code for a protein of 213 amino acids. Gene Ontology annotation, biological process: exocytosis. NCBI's taxonomy places the organism in Eukaryota, Fungi, Ascomycota, Dothideomycetes, Mycosphaerellales, Mycosphaerellaceae.